AAACAACCGCAUUGCCAUCUCAUAUCAUAGCUGUACAAGCUCGAGCCCGUCUCACCAGCGCCGCCUCUAAACGCUGUCAAGAUGUCCAAGCUCACUCAGCGCAACGGCAUGCGGCCAGCAGAUGAUCAAGAAACAUGUCCCAUCUGCAAAACAUCUCGGUACCUGAACCCGAACAUGAAGUUCCUGGUGAACCCAGAAUGCUACCACAAAAUGUGCUCCGCAUGCGUGGACCGGAUCUUCAGCGCGGGACCCGCCCCAUGUCCCGUGGCAGGGUGCCACCGCACGCUGCGGAAAGCGCGAUUCCGGGCCCAAACCUUUGAAGACAUCCAAGUGGAGCGAGAAGUAGACAUCCGCCGAAGGGUCGCGGCGACAUUUAAUCGACGCGAAGAAGAAUUCGAAACGCUGCUCGACUACAACAACUACCUCGAAGAAGUGGAGACGAUCACGUUCAACCUGCUCAACGGGAUCGACUUAUCUGCCACGGAGAAGAAACUGGCCAACUAUGCCGCGCAGAAUGCGCAGGCCAUAUCGGCCAACGCGUCGCGGGCCUCGCGCGAGGCGGCGUCGCUGUCGGCACAACAGGCAGCAGAGCGUGAGGCGGCCCGACUCCGUCGCGAGGCGGCGCGCAGAGAAGAGGAAGAAGAGCGCGAAGAGCGGGAGGAGUUGCGCAGAGAAGCAUUGACCCGUCUGGCGGCAGGCAACCAGGGCGAAGCAGAUCGCAUCGCGCACGAAAUGCAAAAGAUUGUGCUGAAGAAGAGCACGGCCCGCAAACAGAGACAGCAGAUGGAGUCGCUGCUCAAACCCAGAGCGGGUAUGGCUGGUGCUGGCGGUGCUGCGGCUAGUGGUCUUGCAGCGGGCGCAGAUAAUGGGUCCGCAGCCUUGGCUGAUAAUGAUACGUUUGUCAUCAAGGGCCUCAAACCCACUCUUCCUGUCGAGCCGGAGAAGCCGUAUGAUCCGUUUGGCGGCUACACGGAGCAUAGAGAGUACUAUGUUCUCAAGGAUACCUAUGAGCAUCCCUGGCUCGAUGAUGUCCGUAGCAAACCUCAGUUUCUCGCAGGCGGGUACGAUGUGCAUGAGUAUUAUGCACGGACCAUGUUUGAGGCGUUUUCGGGUCUGUGCUGUUUUGUCGGGGACGAGGUAGCCGCGCGGGAGAAGGCAUCUUCUGGGGAGGUGGCCACCACUGCUGCUGCGGAGGCGGCGGGGGCGGGAGGAGGAGACAUCAACAUGGACGAUGUCUUCUAACCUUGUCCCAUCUCCUCCUUACCUUACUUGCACUCUUCCCUUCCCGUUUUCUUUGCUCUUCUUCUUCUUCUUCUUCUUCUCUUUACACAAUGAUACCCCCAAUCCUUCUUUUCCCCAACCAUACAAUGUCAUUCCUUUUUCCUUUUUCUUAUCAAACAAAGGUGUUAUUUGAGGAGAAUAUGGGCGCAUAUAGCAUACGCAAGUGUUGCUUUCUACGAAAUGCUGGAUUGUACGGCGUUGCAGGCAUGGCAUGGCAUGGCAUAGCAUAGCAUACAUCCCAUCACAUCACAUAGUAAUGGAUAGUAUAGCAACGACAAAUAGCAUGG
Xylona heveae TC161 is the source of this 1568-nucleotide messenger RNA. Its product is annotated as CDK-activating kinase assembly factor. Gene Ontology annotation, molecular function: cyclin-dependent protein serine/threonine kinase activator activity. Gene Ontology annotation, cellular component: transcription factor TFIIH holo complex. Lineage: Eukaryota; Fungi; Ascomycota; Xylonomycetes; Xylonales; Xylonaceae. The coding region runs from base 82 to 1242 and encodes 386 amino acids. The transcript is spliced from 2 exons. Gene Ontology annotation, biological process: nucleotide-excision repair; regulation of transcription by RNA polymerase II; positive regulation of cyclin-dependent protein serine/threonine kinase activity. The record is from RefSeq and is a predicted model, not a curated record.